GGUAGGUAGGUACCUAGAUUAGGUCGGUAGGGUUUGACCGAGUCGGUGCAUCGUCAAGGAUGGUGGCAGAAGGAGAGAAGCCGCCAGUCUGGACCAACGUUGCAUGAGUCGAUAAUCCUUUCCUGAAGGCAGGGAUAUGGACUCGAGUGUGAUGGUACUGUUCUUGCUGAACAGGCUUGGAAGCGAAGCUGUCAUCCCCUUGGCCGUGGAAGAGGGUACGUACUCUAAACCCCAGGCAUGGAACCUCAGCCACAUCAUAUAUUAAGUGGAGCACCCGUCCCGCCCCACCAUUCUCCACCAUUAUCAACACCAACAAAAAGCGCGUAUCCAUCAUGGCGGAGACAAACCAUGUAACCAUCGAGCGUGUCGGCCCAGGCACAAUGAACAAAGACUCGUGCUACACGUACGUGCACAUGCAGCGGCCGCGCGACGCCGACCUUUUCGAGGACUUCUGCAAGGACAAGCUCCCCGCCGACGAGAUCUACGUGCCGCACCAUCUGCAGCCCAUCAACCCCGAGGACGAGGAUGACGUGGUGCCCGACCAGCACGCCGCCUUCGGCAUCCAGAAGGCCACUCAGAAGGUCCGCGACCCCGCCUGGAAGGACCUCGGCCUCGCCGAGCUGACCCGCAGGGGCCCUCCGACUACCAACGGCGGGGGGAAGGUGGCCGGCCUCGGUGCCAGGAGGCGCGGGAUGGCCUAUAAGGGGAUGCCUCGGUGAUAGUCGAGCUGUUUCGGAAUGCCGUACUUGGGAAGUAAAGGUUAUUUCUAGUAACCGGGAGGGCUACAUAGCAUUGCGAGGCGUUUUUGGACGAACCCCUUUUGACCGGAAGGGCCUUCUUUUGUAUGCCGGAUGUGUAGGUAUGGCAGGACCAACGAGCUCGCCUGACACUUCGGGAUAAUUAGAACAGUAUGGAAGGAAGUGUCCUCGCUUUUACUGCGCGAGCACUUGUCUAUCUAACCGGAUCCACCGAAGUGGAUAUUCAGAAUACCCUUCAGAGUAUCAUUCCAUGCCGUCAAACUUGAUACAUAAAUCCCCCAUCGUCCAGCCCCAGACAAAUAGAUCCACCCGGGGAAUUAAAACAUAACGCCUUGCCAAAUGCUGCCCAAUUGUAAAGGAGUAGAUUCUCCCAAGGUUAUCUCCACGGGGGAACUCUCGAAUCACCGGCUCCGAUCUCAUAUCUCCC
Messenger RNA from Phialemonium atrogriseum, 1185 nucleotides. RefSeq names its product Apc13p protein-domain-containing protein. The coding region runs from base 333 to 719 and encodes 128 amino acids. The transcript has 2 exons. Gene Ontology annotation, cellular component: anaphase-promoting complex. The record is from RefSeq and is a predicted model, not a curated record. Lineage: Eukaryota; Fungi; Ascomycota; Sordariomycetes; Cephalothecales; Cephalothecaceae.